Molecule: messenger RNA, 2529 nt
Organism: Drosophila guanche
Lineage: Eukaryota; Metazoa; Arthropoda; Insecta; Diptera; Drosophilidae
Gene: nord
Exons: 8
Coding region: 29-1795 (588 amino acids)
Molecular function (GO): protein binding
Source: RefSeq, a predicted model, not a curated record
CAUAGAUAUAUAGCGAGUAAAGUCGUUAAUGCUGGCCAGGAUGCCAGGACUCGUGCUGCUGUUGAUGCUGCUGCUCAGCGGUUCGCUGCUGGCGGAGAUCUCCCACUCACCGCUGGCCAGCAAUCGAAUCAUCAUGGGUCCAGCCGGGCAGCUGCCAUCACCAGUGCACCCAAUGCCACCCAUGGCAGUGCCAACAUCGACAACGACGACGACGACGACGACGGCUCGCUGUCAGAAGCUGCAGCGUUACCGCAAAAUGCUGAAGGACAUCGACGACGUGGAGGACCUGUAUGUGGAUGUGCCCGUGCACAUUGCCCUGGAGGGGCGGCAAAGGAAGCGUUUUGUGCUGAACCUGAACGUCUCAACGCCGCUGACGAUUCUCUUUUCGGUGACCGUGGGCCGCAAGAUGUACUACAAUCAGACAGCGAAUGUACUGCGACCAGCGGCCGUUCCACCUGGCCCUGGCAUUGCUGUGGGGAGUCUGGUGCUGCCCUGCGCCCUGCCCGGCCAGUACGAUCUCUUUGUGCAGGCGCGACAGGCCGGCGCCCUGAAGGUGGACGCCCUGGCCGAGCAUCCGCAGCAGGCCUGGCCGCUGCUCAACGAAACGCAUCGCAUCCACAUUCGCAGCCACAAUCGUGUGCGGAAGCGUCAAAUGGUUGUCAAAUGGGAUCGCAGCAAAUUCGAUUACCAUGCGAUGCACUAUUGUCUGGUCAUUCAGCGCAUGGUUAGCUCGCCCUUUCGCAAUCCCUUUGCCAACUUCUGCCAGGCUGUUGGCGCUUAUGUGGAGCAAAAUCAUCCAAAAGCCACGGGCUGCUACAGCGCUGGCAGUCCCUUGGAUCUGGUCUGGGCCACGCCACCGAAGCGCGAGCGUCGCCUGAAUCCUCGCCACAAUCUGCACAUUGUGUGCACGGGGAAGCGACGCCAGCAGGUGCUCCGCCGUCUGCUGCCCAAGAGCAGCUACCAGCUGGAUCUCUACGGUGUGCACCAGAGUCGCCAGAACCUCACGAUGCUGCUGAGCAGCAGCCAGGUGAGCUUCAAUCGCACUCAGCCCAUGGCCCUACGCCAGCAGUCGCUCAAUCUGCUGAAGAUCGGGGGCCAGCAUGGCAUGCAGGUGUACAGCUUCAAGGUGCCGCAGACGGAGCCGCCACCGACCUACAUGCGGCAUCUGUUUCUGCCCUGCUCGGGCAGCGAGAUUCGCGUGAAUUUGCUCCGCCAGCGCAAUGAGGUGAUCCGUUCGGAUGCCUUCUACCGGCCCACGUAUCUGCGGCAGGACGGGGUCCAGCCCGGCGAACGCUACUUGAUGCGCUUCGAGCCCAGCAACGAGGAUGAGGCGGUGCGUGCCCAGAAAGUGUUGGUGGCUGUGAGCAGCGAGCAUUUGUUCCGUGAUCUGCCGGAGCUGCCGCUGAACAUCAGCGUCUUCAAUGUGCGUACGAGAUGCAAUCGAGCGACCAUAGCCUGGAAUGGCUCACCCGAUGAGCGGGAACUCAGCUACUGCAUCAUUGUGUUCAAUCUGCCGCAGCGCAAUCGCAGCGUUGUGGAUUCCACCAACUAUUGCAUGGACUUUGUGCCCAAACAGGUGAUGCAGUACAAGAACUUCCAGUGGAUGACCUGCCGAGAGCGACAGCAAAGCUCCGACAACAUUGAGACAGAGACCAUUCUUAAUCUAAUGCCCGGCUCCAGCUAUUUGGUUUAUGUGACGGCAAAUCUGAGCAUGGGCAAGCCGCUGCCCUAUCAGACGCUCACGCUGCACAUGUCCAGCCAGUGUCUGGAUGGAUCCCACGAGACAUACUACUAGCUGCAGGACACUAAAAAGGCUUCGCUGCACUUUCAACAGCAAAUACCACAACAAACAAGCAAAAAGCAGGAAACUAUCCGUCGUUGUAAAGCUACCUAAUAUCGAAUAAUCUAUCCAACUAUCCUACACAAGUACUCUCCACCACUAUGCUGGUUAAAAGACUCUAAACUCUAAACUCUAAACUCUAACCAUACAAAUACAAUACUUUAUUCUACACUUAUCGAUGUUCGUGGCAAAUGUUUGUGUGCGAGCGAUUGGCAGCUUCUGAGACUGCCUCUGUGUGAGUAUCUGUGUGUGUCUGUGCGCGUGUGUCUGUGUUUUUUGCCAACAGAUUCCAAGUAUUUGCGAGUGCUUAGUUUUGUAAUUUUCGAUUGUAGCUAGCCAUAAAUGUUUGUAUAAAAUGUUUCCUUUGUCCUGCCUUUUGCCCGCCUGCCUGCCUGCCUGCUUAGGUUUAGCACUCUUCAGAAUAAGUUUUACUCUUAGGUUUCGUUUUCCCCUAGGCUUUUGCUGUUAAGUUUCAACUGCAAUCAAAGAAUCCUUGUAUAAUUUUUUUAGCUAAGCAUAAUUAUAUAGAUAAUAUCUUUACCAUACACCAUAUAUGAAUGUACGUUGUAUUUUUUGAAGCUGAACUUGUGCAACUUGAGGUGGACAAUAACAAAAACAAAACAUGUGCUAUAUAUGGAUGGAUACACAAUCCAAGAAAAUGUCGCAAAAUAAAUAUGAAAUCAAAGCUA